This is a messenger RNA of Protobothrops mucrosquamatus (brown spotted pit viper), 1626 nucleotides long. RefSeq names its product membrane palmitoylated protein 2 (gene MPP2). The transcript is spliced from 11 exons. The coding region runs from base 1 to 1626 and encodes 541 amino acids. Gene Ontology annotation, molecular function: protein binding. NCBI's taxonomy places the organism in Eukaryota, Metazoa, Chordata, Lepidosauria, Squamata, Viperidae. Gene Ontology annotation, cellular component: plasma membrane; cell-cell junction. The record is from RefSeq and is a predicted model, not a curated record.
AUGCAACAGGUCCUGGACAACCUCAGUGACCUCCCCAAUUCCAUGGGAGCUGGAGAUCUGGAUCUCAUCUUUCUCCGUGGCCUCAUGGAGAGUCCAAUAGUAAGGUCAUUGGCUAAGGCUCAUGAGCGGCUGGAGGAGACAAAACUGGAGGCUGUGCGGGACAACAACUUGGAGCUGGUCCAGGAGAUACUUAAAGACAUCACACACAUUGCUCAGCAAGAUAGCACAGCAGCUGAAUUGGCCCGCAUCCUCCAGGAACCCCACUUCCAGUCCCUUUUGGAAACCCAUGAUUCUGUUGCCUCUAAGAGCUACGAGACUCCACCACCCAGUCCUGUCCUGGACCCCAUGUUCAACAACCAGCCAGUUCCACCAGAUGCUGUACGCAUGGUGGGAAUUCGUAAGACUGCUGGAGAACACCUGGGUGUGACUUUCCGUGUGGAGCGUGGUGAGCUGGUUAUUGCACGUAUCCUACACGGUGGCAUGAUUGAUCAGCAGGGGUUGCUGCAUGUGGGUGAUAUUAUCAAGGAGGUGAAUGGGCAAGAGGUGGGCAGUGAUCCACGAGCCCUCCAAGAAGUGCUAAAAAAUGCAAGUGGAAGUGUUGUACUCAAGAUCCUGCCCAGUUAUCAGGAGCCACAUCCACCACGCCAGGUAUUUGUGAAGGCACAUUUUGACUAUGAUCCAGUCACUGACAACCUCAUUCCAUGCAAGGAAGCUGGUCUGAAAUUUGUAGCUGGAGAUCUUCUUCAGAUUGUCAAUCAGGAUGAUCCCAACUGGUGGCAGGCCUGCCAUGUGGAAGGUGGGAGUGCAGGGCUGAUCCCAAGCCAGCUGCUGGAAGAGAAGCGCAAGGCUUUUGUGAAGCGUGACCUUGAAGUCACACCAUCUUCAGGGGCCUUGUGUGGAAGCCUUAGUGGAAAGAAAAAGAAAAGGAUGAUGUAUUUGACCACCAAAAAUGCAGAGUUUGAUCGACAUGAGCUACUGAUCUAUGAAGAAGUGGCUCGAAUGCCCCCUUUCCGCAGGAAAACUUUGGUGCUCAUCGGUGCCCAGGGGGUUGGAAGGCGUAGUAUUAAGAACAAGAUUAUCAUGUCUGACCAGUCUCAGUAUGGAACUACCAUCCCAUACACCUCACGGAGGCCCAAGGAGCAUGAAAAAACUGGACAAGUCUAUAGCUUUGUGACUAGAAGUGAGAUGGAGAGAGACAUCAAAGCAGGCCGCUAUCUGGAACAUGGUGAAUAUGAGGGGAACCUCUAUGGAACCAAGAUUGACUCCAUUCAUGAGGUUGUGGAGUCAGGCAAAAUGUGUAUCCUAGAUGUCAACCCACAGGCUGUGAAGGUGUUGAGGACAGCUGAGUUCGUCCCAUAUGUGGUGUUCAUUGAAGCACCAGAUUUUGAGACUUUACGAGCUAUGAACAAAGCAGCUUUGGAUAGUGGUGUAGCUACUAAGCAACUCACGGAUGCUGACCUGAAGCGUACUGUGGAUGAGAGCUGCCGAAUUCAGCGCGGCUAUGGGCAUUACUUUGAUCUCUGCUUAGUGAAUGAUAAUAUGGAGCGGACAUUCCAGCAACUUCAGGUGGCCUUGCAGAAGCUGUACAAUGAACCACAGUGGGUUCCUGUCAGCUGGGUUUACUAG